UUGAGGUUAUGUUUAUGCAUGUGUGUUUUGGUUUUCAUUUUCAAGGCGGGAAGUAAAUUUAGUCAUUAUAUUUUAUUGAUAUAGCCAAAAUAUAUUUCUAUUCCUGAAAAUACAAUACUUUAAAAUUGUAAAACCAGUAAUGGCUUAUCUAGAUCAACACAAGAUGUUGCUGCAGAUUUUUCUGAACCGAAGAAUGAUGACGGAAGAGGAGCUGAUGGAUUUCUACUUGAAAUUAUUUGGAGAAGACCGCACUGCAGAUAACAUGGCAGAUGACUUGCAUAUCAUGAACGACACAAUCCAUUGUUUACGCCACAAAAUAGAAAAGGUGCGUUGCGAGAUAACCGGUCGUCCACUGUACAUUUACUACAUAAAUCACGGCAAAAACUACGACUCAAUCGACAGACAAUUCUCGGUGCCCGAAAAGAGUCUGAUCGGACACCUGAUGCAAGAAAUCGUCGAGUCGGAGUCGGGUCUUUUCUCCGACGCCUCAGUCCACAAUCUGUCCGAAAAAGUGCUUGUGAAACACGGAAAACAGGUGGACACCGUGGAUUUCAUGAAAAAGCUGCUGGACAGACAUCUGUUGGAAAGAACCGAUGACGAUCUGUUACACAUGUCUCCGCUGGGGUUGAAGGAGAUGGAGCCCUACCUGCGCGCCAAUUUCGAUGACUUACAGGAGUGCCAACUGUGUCAGGCGAUCAUUAUACACGGUGCUUCCUGUCAGUCGUGCUUCUGCAAAGUGCACAAACACUGUUUGAUCGACUUCACCAAGAAUCGAAGAUCUGAAAUUACUAUUUGUCCGAAAUGUGACAAUGAAUUUCAUCAGUCAUAAACACUGUGAUUCCAUUGUUGCAAUAUGCAAUUUACGAAAUUUCCUAUAGUGCGGUCCACUUUAUAACGGCAGUGUUUGAUUGCUAUCCUUAUCAUUCAACAAAUCGGAUAGCGCUAUCUCUUUCUCGCUUUGCUCUGUUGACAGAUCGCCUUUUAACAAUGUAGAAUUAAUAAUUAAUUAACAAAAUAUUACAUCUUCAUUAUGAAUGAAAAUAUUGAAAAAUAUAAUUUGUUACUUAAUAAAAUAUAAUUGAUUAUUUUAAACGAGAAUAAACAGUUGAUAUUACAUCAAUAAACCUGUAUCAGUUACCGUGUAUAGAAGGCAUUGACAAGACAGAGGAUCGGCAACGUUGUUCUCCUAUCUUUCUCCACUGCCAUUAUAACGUGAACUUAACUAUAGGACAAGUAUUUCUACGUGUACAAACGAUUGGAGGAAAUGUUUGGAAUGUACGCCAUUCAUAGUCUAGAUGAAUUUGAAAAACAAAAGAAAACUUAUUAAAAUAACAAAUACCUUCUGUUACAGUUAUGUCGAGAGUUCACAAGUGCCAUUCAGCCUCUAUGAAAAUGUCAGCCGAAAAUCAUUACGGUAUACACUAAAUAGAAAUAGUCAUGCAUGGAACAAAUGUUCAAAAUUAUGUGUAGAAGGAAAUGUAUGGAAGACAAUUUUUGACCUCGCAGCUCUGUUGGUUUAUUUAGGGGGUGAACAUAUAAAAAUCUCCACUCUCUACCCCCUGUGCUGAGGGGAUCGGGGUGGUUUAAGCUGUAUUCCCACACCACAGUGGAAAUAUAAUUCCCAUGAGUUAUAAUGGGAUUAGCCCAAUCAGAACUUAUGGGAAUUAUAAUUAUUAUUUCCACUGUUCUGUGGAAAUCUAGCUUUUAAUAUGCAAUCUUUUUGGUUUUCGCAUAUACCUCGGAAAAUAUGCGACUUUAAGCAGACAUUACCAUUGUAUAAGAUGCUAAUGUCCUUAAGACACAUAUUUCUCGAGAUAUUUAUGCGAAAACCCAAAAAUAGUAUAUUUCAAUCACUCCCACACCCUUAUCACACGUGGUGGGGAUGGGGACAUUUGAUAUAUGAAAUAAUUAUAUUAUUAUAUUUUAUAUAAUGAAAUAUGUUUACCUCCUACCAGAAUAUUUAAAUCACUCCCACGCCCUUAUCACACGUGGUGGGGGUGGAGACAUUUGAUAUAUGAAAUAAUCAUAGCCUAUUUUAUAUAAUGAAAUAUGUUUACCUCCUAACUAACCCAAACAGAGCUGCGGGGUCAAAAAUUGUCUUCCAACUAUUCCUUAUACACCCCAUUUUGAGCAUUCGUUACCUGGACUAUGUCUAUUUAGUGUAUAAUGAUUUUCGGCUUAUAUUUUCUUAGGUGAUGAGAUUC
Molecule: messenger RNA, 2204 nt
Organism: Nilaparvata lugens (brown planthopper)
Lineage: Eukaryota; Metazoa; Arthropoda; Insecta; Hemiptera; Delphacidae
Product: non-structural maintenance of chromosomes element 1 homolog
Exons: 3
Coding region: 140-829 (229 amino acids)
Biological process (GO): DNA damage tolerance; double-strand break repair via homologous recombination
Cellular component (GO): Smc5-Smc6 complex; nucleus
Molecular function (GO): ubiquitin-protein transferase activity
Source: RefSeq, a predicted model, not a curated record